ACUUGUUUAAUCAUGACUUUAGUUUAGGUUUAACUUAGUUUUUUGAAAAAGGACGAGAAAAUCGAAAUUAAACUCUCAAUUUAUUGUUAUUACAUUAAAGAAAAUGAUAACAGGGCGUAAUUUUACCAGUGGAUCCUUAAUUCUAACAUAGAAAACAUCAAACAGCUCAACAAAACGACAAAUCAUCCUAUAAUUUUAACGAAAACCAUUACGUUUUCUGCCCGCGAAAGGAAAAAAAAAAAAAAGUGAAGAAAGAAAGAGAAAGGUCCCCACUGAACAACGAAGAAGCGGCAUGUAACCUGUACUGUAACCUGUUGUAGUAGAUAGAUAGAGAGAGAGAGAGAUAGAAACAGUGAGCUAGAGAGAGAAAGUGAAACGUUAAAACAACAGAUUUAUCAUAGAUGUUCCCAAACUCCUCCUCCUUUUACCCAUCUCUCUCCCUAUUGCACCACCACUAAGGUACAUUUCGAGCUUACUCGAAGAACCCACUAUUGAACAUAGCUAAACCAAGAAUUAACAAUGGAUCCAUGUCCAUUUGUUCGAUUGAUAGUCGAAUCACUUGCUCUUAAACUCCCUUUAGCCACUAAACCAGCCGGUUCCGGUGUUCACCCAUCAGCCACACCAUGCUUUUGCAAAUUACGCAUUAAGAAUUUCCCUUCCCAAACUGCCCUCCUCCCUCUAUGCACCACUCCUGGCGAUUCUCCUGAUACUGCCACCUCAGCUCCUGGCUUUCACCUCGACGCUACAGCUAUUCGUCGUCUUUCUGGUAAGCCAAUUGCGCUUCGCGUUGAGGUUUACACUGGCCGUAUGGGUCACACCUGCGGAGUCAACGGUGGCAAGUUACUUGGUAAAGUUGAGGUUUGCGUUGAUUUGGGUAAUGCUGCUGUGGCCCAUCCAAGAGUGUUUCACAAUGGGUGGUUAAAGCUCGGGAACCAACCUGAUAAACCGGCCGCUAGGCUCCAUCUUGUGGUUCGCUCUGAACCGGACCCUCGGUUCGUUUUUCAGUUUGGUGGUGAACCGGAGUGCAGCCCUGUGGUUUUUCAGAUUCAAGGGAAUAUACGACAGCCCGUUUUUAGUUGCAAGUUUAGUGCGGACCGGAACUCGAGAUCUCGAAGUCUACCGUCAGAUUUCACUCUCCACAACAAUAACAGAGGAUGGAGGAGAACCUUUUCCGGCGAGAAAGAACGGGCAGGAAGAGAAAGAAAAGGAUGGAUGAUAAUGAUACAUGAUCUUUCUGGCUCGCCAGUAGCAGCUGCAUCAAUGAUUACACCAUUUGUUCCAUCUCCAGGCUCAGAUCGCGUCUCUAGAUCAAACCCAGGUGCGUGGUUAAUCCUGAGGCCUAACGGGUUCUCUGUCAGCAACUGGAAACCGUGGGGUCGUCUCGAAGCAUGGCGAGAAAGAGGUCCUCUUGAUGGUCUAGGUUACAAAGUUGAGCUUGUAACAGACAAUGGCGGACCUAGUGGGGGUAUCCCAAUUGCUGAAGGUACAAUGGGUAUGAGAAAAGGAGGUCAAUUUUGCAUCGAUAGUAGAAUAAUGAAGGAUUCAGGAUUAUUGAGUUCAAGAUCGCCCGUAAAAGGUUUCGUGAUGGGUGCUACUGUGGAAGGUGAAGGAAAGGUUAGCAAGCCUGUUGUACAGAUAGGAGUGCAGCAUGUUACAUGCAUGGCUGAUGCGGCCCUGUUUAUAGCCCUUUCAGCUGCUAUCGAUUUGAGCAUGGACGCCUGCCGCCUCUUCUCCCACAAGCUCAGAAAGGAGCUUUGCCAUGAUGAGCAAGACUCCUUCUCUUAAAGCUUAAUCAGUACUUUCUUUUCCUUUCCUGCAGUGAUAAUCAAUUAGCUUCGGUUAGCUCCUUGUAGAGUACUAAAGCUGUUGGUUUGAGCAAAGAGAGACAAUUCUUUUUGCAAUACUCUUUUAUCUUCUUUUAAAAUUUUGCUUAUUCUUUCAUUCCUGAAAUUUUCUUCCACAAGUUAGGAGCGUGGCAACGUCGUUUAGGGCAUGUAGUCGGAAUUCACAAUUCUUUCUGGUUUUGAUUUGGUUUUGUCAAACACCUUAUGGUUUAUGUGUGGCAUAACUGCUAUUGAUUGUAUGUACAAGUUUGCAUAUAUUUAUAUAACCAACAUAUUGAAACUG
Molecule: messenger RNA, 2127 nt
Organism: Ricinus communis (castor bean)
Lineage: Eukaryota; Viridiplantae; Streptophyta; Magnoliopsida; Malpighiales; Euphorbiaceae
Exons: 2
Coding region: 520-1785 (421 amino acids)
Source: RefSeq, a predicted model, not a curated record